UUGUACACAAUCAUCAUGGCCGCCGCCGCCGCCGCCGCCGCCGCCGAUGGUGCUGAGGAGUCGGGCAUGGAGGUGGAGGCGCCGGAGCUGCCGCUGGGCUGCGGCGGAGAGGGCUCCUCGCCGGCCGCGGGGUCGUCUCCGCAGGGCGAGGAGCGGCGGGAUCCCCCGCGGGCGUCUGUCAGCAACGGCGGCGAAGGGGAGGGCGGGCGGGAGCUGGUGGAGCUGAAGGUGAUCUGGAACAAGAACAAGUACGACGUGAGGUUCGCGCUGGACAGCACGGGCGCCGAGCUCAAGCAGAAGAUCCACUCGCUCACAGGCCUCCCCCCUGCCAUGCAGAAAGUUAUGUUCAAGGGACUUCUACCGGAGGAGAAAACCUUGCGGGAAAUCAAAGUAACAAACGGAGCGAAGAUCAUGGUGGUUGGCUCCACCAUCAACGACGUUUUGGCUGUGAAUACACCCAAAGAGGCCGCUCAACAGGAGGUCAAAGCUGAAGAGAACAAAAAGGAGCCACUUUGCAGACAAAAGCAACACAGAAAAGUAUUGGAUAAAGGCAAACCUGAUGAUGUGAUGCCUUCUGUUAAAGGUGUUCAGGAGCGCCUGCCAACAGUGCCAUUGUCUGGCAUGUACAACAAGUCUGGAGGGAAAGUCAGAUUGACCUUUAAACUUGAGCAAGACCAGCUAUGGAUUGGUACAAAAGAGAGAACAGAAAAGUUACCCAUGGGGUCCAUUAAAAAUGUGGUGAGUGAACCUAUUGAAGGACAUGAGGAUUAUCACAUGAUGGCAUUUCAGCUGGGCCCAACAGAAGCGUCUUACUACUGGGUCUAUUGGGUACCCACUCAAUAUGUUGAUGCAAUCAAAGACACGGUGCUGGGCAAGUGGCAGUAUUUUUGAAAGCACGCUCACCUCUGGCACAGGAAAAUGACACAAAGCAAAGGACACUGCUGGGGGAGGCCUCCAACAUCCCUGGAUGUGACAGUCCUGGAACUUGUUAAUAAACCCUGACAAACGAGGCAUUGAGGGAAGCCAGAGGUGAUGUCCUUUCACCAUUAGUUUACUUUUAACUUAAAAAUUUCACCAUCCCUUUUCUGCAGUCAGCUUCAACCAUAUUUAAAGCAAAUACAAUGGAAAUCAAUAAAUCUUAAUUCACAAAGUAUCAUGUGUAAUACACUUAAAUCUGCUGAGAGUUGAUCUUCCAGUUUAGUUUUGAAAAGGAAAUAUGACGAUGUAUUAUGGAGGAUUUUUUACAUGGUUUGAACAAAACCAGCUAUUUUCAUAAUCUUUCAGUUAAAUUUAAUUUCGUGACUUGGUUGUGACUUUCAGAAGCUGUUUUUUUAAGAAUAAACUUUAAGCAGUAUGCAAACUGAUGCUCAGUAAAGCCAUAUUCUGCGGCCCUUUGGUUUCAGGUUUGACUCUUUGGUAGCAAAACUAAUGUUUUCAUUAUUAUUUUAACCCAAAGAUGCCCUGCUUCCUUCCCUCCCUCACCGAUGUGUUCCAUACCAGAAGCUCUGGGUUGGCACUCCAUGUAGCAUGUUUGGAGCACAUGAACAUCACUGUGCUGCUUCCCGCUCCCGUUCAUGCCGUGUUAGUUGUUCCUCUCCCACCCUGCACCUCGCUGCUCCUGUCCUGCCCCCAGUGUGAUGGUAUUGGAGCAUUCCCCUGACCCUGCAUGCUGUGGUCUAGAGUCCUUCUGCAGCAGUUGCAGUGACACUCACCCGUGUGACUGACAAACCCUCCUGAGCUGCAUUGUGCUGCUGGGUGAGCACAUGAAGCAGCAACACCAGCCUUGGGAGGGAGAGAACCAAAGAGAUCUCCCUGCCCUGAUGGGAAGGAGAGAUGCUCAGAUGCUGGUUUGGACCCUCCAUCACCGCAGUAGUCUUUUGUGUCCUGGAUGUGAAAAUGUAUAGCAAUGUUAUUCAGUGAAUCCUGCCCAAUUCAGAAUAUCUGUCCAGCAGCUGGUCUCUUGAAGUUGAGAUCACCUUUCAGUUUUUCUCUGCUCAAGUUUACAGGAAGCUCUUGCCUCUCGUCCUGUCUGAAGCAGCGCUCCCAUCUUUGGCCUGUGAAGUUCUGCCUGUCCUCUCAGCCAGCCACGUGCCAUUAUCUCAGGUUUCUGAUGGACCUUUCAGUCCUGCAAAGGUGCAGACCCUUCGCAGAUAGUGCUGGGCAGUCAGGCUCAAUCCGCCUGGCUCCGUGUUAAACCUGCAUCAGGCAGGUCGCUGUUUAACACUGAACUUGACAGUGCUCAGUGCAAGUAGCUUAACGCUCUGUGAACCCAUGGAGAGGCCUGUUGGGAAUAGCUGGUCUUGGUGUGCUCCAUGUCUUGUUUUCUCUUUCCCUAAAGCAGCCCAGUUGAAACUCAGCAGGUGCAGAUUCCCAAACGAGUAUUUGUUCGGUUUUAUUUGAGAGUCUGGGAGAAGCAUUCACUUUAUGGUAUGUGUUAUGAUUCCGUAUUUCCUUGUAAGCUCUUGAUAGCAACGUAAGCAGCUUUUGUUUUGUAUUUUCAGUCAGACCACCCAUGCAAUACAAAUCUUAGAGGUGUUUUGUAUCCUGCCUGUAAACCGGUGAUGUACUUGUCACUCCUGUAGCUUGAGGUGUUUCUUUUCUGUACGCAAGCCAGCAGCAGCGUGUCCUGCCCUAAGUGCACUGAGAUGGGAGCAAUUCCUGUCGGGUCCCCAGAGCAGCUUGGAGCUCGCAGUGGAGCUGGAGUGACCGGAUGGGAGAGAACAUUGCACACUGGAUGCUGCUGUCACGCUUCUGAUUCAUUGCCAGUCCUGCUGUUCAGGCACAAUUUAAACUCCAGGACCUGGUGGAGAGUGUACGCACUGCAGCGUAAAGACAACGGUGCCAUCAGCUUUUCCUGUCACUUGGGGUCACCUUUGCACUCACCAUCUUGUUGGUUCUGUGACCAUCAGCUCCCACUUGCUACCUGGCUUGCCUGGACCUGUCUGUCCAUCUGCUCAUAUUCCAUUUUCCUUCCCUAUCCUCUCGCUGUGUGCUCUGGAACAGGGCAUGUAUCUCUGUUCCAGCUCCUGCCCAGAGCUCCAGUGUGUCUGUGCCCGCUGCAGUGACCAGGGUGAGCAUGCUCUGGUGCUGCAGGAGGGCAGGUACCUGACGCAUUGCUGUGAGGGCACCACAGGCACGGGGCAAUGUGCCACAUUCCUGUCUGCUCCUGUCCCAAGGGCACGAUUCCUCUGCGUCCUGUGCAGGUACAGCUGCUCAUCUCAAAGGGAACUGAGUAUAAAGCCCAUUGGUUACAAAGCAAGUUCAAACAUGGAGAAUACUAUAAACUAAAUGUAAUUCUGUUCAGGUGCUUCUUUUUACGUUGGUUUUUAUUUGAAAAAUGAAAUUGUUUCACUCUUUUGUUCUAUGUGCAAAGUUUGAAUUAAAAUACAGGAAAAUGA
This is a messenger RNA of Pezoporus flaviventris, 3398 nucleotides long. RefSeq names its product ubiquitin family domain containing 1 (gene UBFD1). The record is from RefSeq and is a predicted model, not a curated record. Bases 16 to 891 code for a protein of 291 amino acids. Lineage: Eukaryota; Metazoa; Chordata; Aves; Psittaciformes; Psittacidae. The transcript is spliced from 7 exons. Gene Ontology annotation, molecular function: RNA binding; cadherin binding.